Emiliania huxleyi CCMP1516 is the source of this 1843-nucleotide messenger RNA. RefSeq lists its product as hypothetical. The record is from RefSeq and is a predicted model, not a curated record. Gene Ontology annotation, biological process: lipid metabolic process. The coding region runs from base 401 to 1843 and encodes 480 amino acids. The transcript is spliced from 16 exons. Lineage: Eukaryota; Haptophyta; Isochrysidales; Noelaerhabdaceae.
GGAGGACGAGAACGACUACGACCUCUCCCCGCCCGGCUCUCGGCGAGCGUCCCCGGCGCCACCGACGGCCGCGAAAGACCUGCAUGGCAUCCACGCCAACCUCGCACAGCACGCCGACCGAGCAAAGGAGGACGCUCUCAAGGUCCACGCGCAGGCGGUCGCCUUCAAGGAGGCGGUCGUGGACGCUGGCUCGCGUCACCUUCAGGAGCUGCGUGCGGCGGUCCCCACCACAAAGUCGGAGGUCUUCUCGGUCGUGCGAAACACGGAGCUCAAGUUCCUCGUGCGCGCCCCAUGGCUGCUCGGCCUCUUCGUCCCUCCUCCCGCGUGGCCGUCGGAGCACCUCACCGUGCAGGCUCCCCGUGUGGCGGCGACCGUACUCGCUUUCGGCGUGCUCUGCGCCAUGGCGGCGGGCGGGCUCGUCUCCCUCCUCCUCCUCCUCCUCUGGUCGGGCGCCAUCUUCGUGCCGCUGCUGCUGCUGCUGCUGCCACUCGCCGCCGCGGCCUACUGCGGCGCCUGGGUGUACAUGGGCACUGCACCGCGCUUCGGCGCCGCCCCGGUGCUCAAGGAGAGGGAGCAGGCCCGCGCCGCGGCGCACGAGAAGAGGGUGACGGCGGAGCUCGAGAGGGCGGUCCGGCUCGUGCAGGGGGCAGAGCACGGAGAGGCGCACUCCGACUUUGCGGCGCACGUGGGGAGCGCCACCUCCUUCGCAGUGUACGGCUGCGGCAUCCUCGCAGCGUCGCACGUCGGGGCCCUGCUCGCGCUCGAGCGGUACGGCCUCAAGUACGACCAGCUGACCACGCUCGCGGGCGUCUCUGCCGGCGCGGUGAUCGUCGCUUGCCUCUCCGUCGGCUUCGAGGCCGAGGACAUCUACGAUUUGGUGAGCAAGAUGCCAUUCCACCGCCUUGCCUACCCGGAGCUGGGCGCUCUGCUGCGCGCCCUCGGCAACACCGUCCUCACCCUCCUCCAAGUCAUCCGCCGCCAAGGCGCGGUGCCGUGGGCUCUGCGCGAGCUCUCCGCCGGCAACGGGCCCGGCAUCAACUCUGGCCGCCCAGCUCCUGGCGAGGAGCGUGCCCCACAUGUCUGCGGUGAUGGCUCGCGCUCCUCUCCGUCAGGCGCCGAGCUCGAGCGGAUGGUCGGCGAGGCGCUCGCGCAGAGCCCCGCUGGCUCUGCGGACAUCACCCUCGCCCAGGUCAAGGCGCAGUUCGACAAGCGGGUGGACCCGGACCUGCCCCUGCGGGUGGCGGUCCGCAUGUCGAUGGGCGUGCCCGGGCUGAUGGAGCCCUUCCGGUACGGCAGGCACGUCUACUGCGACGGCGGCAUGUGCAACGACUUCCCGAUGAACGCGCUGCCAGACGACGGCGGCAGGCUCGGGCUGAUGGUGCGGCCAAAGGCGUGGUAUAUGUACAACUUCGGGUCGCUGCACCGACUCAAGCGCGGCGAGCCGUCGAGCACGACGGGCGAGGCCGCCGCCGAGCUGCGAGAGAAGGGCGGGCUCCGCGAGAUCAUCGCCGAGCUGCAAGAGAUGGAGGCGCGGCUGCAGGGGAGCGGCAUCUAUCCCGUGCGCGACGCGGUCGACUUGGCGAUGACGUGCAUGCAGACGAUGAUGGACGCGAACCUCGCGCUCCAGAUCCGGAUGGCCACGGGCGGGGAGGAGGCGGCCGUGGGCGGGAGGGGCGCAUGGCCCCGCUCCUGGGGCGAGCUCAAGGCGCUCAUCGUCACCAUCUGCGGCGGCUCUUUCUCUCCGCUCUCCAAGCUGCAGCACCGGCAGCUCUUUGUCUCGGGGCAGGUCUCGGCCAAGCUGAAGCUGCUCCUCUACCUCCUCCACCUCGACUACCCGCAGUGA